Molecule: messenger RNA, 2097 nt
Organism: Trypanosoma theileri
Lineage: Eukaryota; Euglenozoa; Kinetoplastea; Trypanosomatida; Trypanosomatidae
Product: protein kinase
Exons: 1
Coding region: 1-2097 (698 amino acids)
Biological process (GO): protein phosphorylation
Molecular function (GO): ATP binding; protein kinase activity
Source: RefSeq, a predicted model, not a curated record
AUGGAUGAUGGCACGGGUCAUCUCCUACGGCCUCAUUCCAUCAUUGGCAUGGGGGCGUACGGUACUGUUUUCAAAGCCUUUCGGCUCCCAAAGACGUAUAGUGAUAGUGAAGAGAUGUGGAGACACCAUGCAAAGGCAGUGGCUGUCAAGCAAACCAUAUUAACAGAGGUGGCGGAUGAUAUCACAGUGGUAUUAAAGGAAGUCUCAUAUCUUAGUAAUCUUCAACAUCAUAAUAUUGUCUCUUAUUAUACGGCGUUUACAAGUCAUUCCAAAUCCACAACUCCUGUACGGGCCACUCAACCACCAGUUCAGAAAAAACAAAAACAAAAACAACAACAACAACAACAUAAACAGUCAUCCACGACAAAGUCUACUCAAGAGAAUGUUAAUAAACCCUCAAUAAGUUUUGCAGAGGGGCCAUCCUUGUGUAUUGUUGAAGAACUUGUGGAAGGGGCAUCUGUUGCCAAAGUACUGAAAAUGAUAUUCGCCGGUCAAAUCCCUAAACCCAUGACAGAGGGAGAAAUUGCCGCCGUGCUGUAUGAUGUCCUAGAGGCUUUACUAUAUAUUCACAACGAAUGCCGUCUCGUCCAUCGCGACAUCAAACCACUUAAUAUGUUGUUAGAUCGUAAUAGCCGUUCCGUGAAAUUGUGUGAUUUCGGUACCUGUGCAGAUAUGAGCCAACAGGCGGGUCGCUACACUGUGAUUGGCACUAUUGGCUGGAUUGCCCCAGAAGUGUUGGAUAGUGGGAUGAUGGAUCAUCGAUCCGGCCGCAUUACUUCUCAUAGUUUUCCUUCAGAUAUCUGGUCUCUUGGCGUCUCUGCGCUUGAGAUGGCACGACCCACCACACGCAAACAGGCACUUGCAGAGUAUAUAAAAGAUUUAAGUGCUGUUUCCUGUUCUGUACAACCGCAUGUGGAAACUGUACGGAAAAGUUUUUUAAAUGAGAAAUUACCAUCUGGAGAUUUACGAGAUUUUAUUGCCUGUUGUCUACGUAAGGAUCCACUCAUUAGACCUACAGUUAAACAAUUACUACUACAUCCGUUUAUCGUUGGAAAUAAUGUCGCGAAUACUAGUGAACGACAAGCCAAGAUAUCUUCUAUUCUUACCGCGGUAAGUCUCGCAAGUAAAGCGAAUGCUAAUACGGAGGAGAAAAUGAAUGAUGAAGGUAUUAUUCUUCCACAGUAUGCCUCCUCUACCCUAUCAAAAAAUCGUUGUAUGGAAGCUAUUGCAGCCAUUAAACGAGAUUUCUUUGCUGCACAAGCUUCACUUUUAGAAAAGACUCGUACAGCACAUUAUUCAUGGUGUUUACCAGCAUCUCUUACGAAUAUGUUAUCAUCCAAUGAUUAUCGUUUUAUGCCAACAUUUUCAAGACCACAAGGACUUGGACAAGUACCUUCUUCCUCAGUUUCAUCAUCCCAAACACGAGGGUCUAUACAGCUUAAACCACUUUUUGACUCUGUUGUAUUACCAGCCACUGAAGAAAGUCGAGGCAUUGUGUUAAAUAUUAUGAGAAAAUACAGAAAACUUGGUGGAGCACAGACAGCGGAUGGUUGGACUGAUAUUGACCGACGUAGUGAUGCCUGUUAUGCACUUGAUGAAUUGGCUUGUCAAAACUUAAAACUUGAAAACUUUAUGAUGUUGUAUGAUGAUCUUCUUCGUACAUUUAAAGCGGCUUGUGUUUCUAUGCCAGAUUUUGCAAUGGACUUUAUGUCAUCUUUUAUGCAAUCAUUAACUUCUUCAGAGGAUAAUGUACAAACUCUACAACGGUUUAUUGCCUAUAUUCACCAGUUACAGAAGGAUGAUCUCAUGCACACCCACCAUGGUCAAAUAGAACCCACAGACUCUAAAACAACCAUACCAAAAAAUCCAUCUGUACUUUCACGUGCAACUCAUAAUACAAUGGCUUUCGCUGCGGCAGAAGAUUGGUUGCGGUUUCCACGUAUGCCUCAGUCAGCAGGAACUAUAGAUACUACUAAUAGUGGAGAUGAUACCGGUACAGAUUCCAUACGACAGCAGACUCCACUAGUGAAUCCAUCAGCGUAUCUAUUUAAUAAGUGGUUGAAAGGUAAACAAUCAAGAUCAAUGGAUUCAUCAUGA